AUGGACUCAUACACAUUCCGCUCUAACCUCAAAAAAUAUACAGAAGAGGCAAUAAAAGACUUGGAAGAAGUAAAGAAAAUUAAUGAUAUAGAACAACAAUGUAACAAAGUUAGUUUUGAUGUUAGAAAACACAAGCAAAAAUUUGAAGAGUUGAAACAAG
Messenger RNA from Ambispora gerdemannii, 160 nucleotides. NCBI's taxonomy places the organism in Eukaryota, Fungi, Glomeromycota, Glomeromycetes, Archaeosporales, Ambisporaceae. The record is from the annotation of a GenBank genome assembly.